AUGCCUAGCCUGCCUGCCGCCCCGGGCGAGCGUCGGACCCGGGCGGCCCGGGCGCCACAGCUUGCCCUCAGAGUCCCGCUGGGCCGAAGCGCCCGCCGCCCCAGCACGCGCCGCUCAGGGCCUGGGCGGCGGCGUCGUGGGCGGUCGGGGCCCGGCCAGGGCGCGGCCUCCCGGCUGCGCUUCCAUGGACGCGCGCUGGGCUCUGACCGCGGAUCCGCCUGCUUCUCUGCCCUCUGGGAGUCGGCUUAG
This is a messenger RNA of Rangifer tarandus platyrhynchus (Svalbard reindeer), 249 nucleotides long. The record is from the annotation of a GenBank genome assembly. Lineage: Eukaryota; Metazoa; Chordata; Mammalia; Artiodactyla; Cervidae.